AUGCAAACAUCUAACGCAAUCUCGUUUCCACAAGUGGUGCCUGCCACCCCGUCCUUGACUGUGCCUUCUGCUGGACCACCUGUACAGAUUCUAGCAUCCAGCCCCACUGCUCCUGGCUUUGGACAGUCCCCCUUAAGAAUCAACACCAUAACCCCAAUUCAGAGUGUCGCCUCUCCUGCCAGUAUAGCUCCUGGUGUGCAGCUGUUAAACUCUGGGCUCAUUCAAAUCCCUGCAACUACACCAGGAAACUUGCUUCUCGGUGGAGGCCCAUUCUUAAGUGUCCAGCAAGGAAAGCUAAUACUGACCAUUCCAGCAGGAAUUCAACUUGCAGGAGGACUGCAUGGAGAAUCCCUGCUUCUGGGAAGCCCUUCUCCUGAGCAGGGUAUAAAUGCCGCAUCCCCACUUGGUAGCUCAGAGGACAUUGAAGAUGAGUCCAAAAUCCUCACACAGCUACAGUCCGUACCUGUUGAUGACGAUUUGGGUCUGUAG
Knipowitschia caucasica is the source of this 489-nucleotide messenger RNA. NCBI's taxonomy places the organism in Eukaryota, Metazoa, Chordata, Actinopteri, Gobiiformes, Gobiidae. The record is from the annotation of a GenBank genome assembly.